UUUUUCUCUGCAAAAAUUAAAACACGGGGUUCUCUUGGAUGUAGAUUUUUCAAGUACUGCUCUCACCCAGAUGACAACCAACGUCAACAGCUGAGCCGGGAGUUAAGGCUUGAGCCAAGACAAAUCAAGUUCUGGUUCCAAAACAAAAGAACGCAGACCCAGGCUCAAAAUGAGAGCGCAGACAACACUGUUCUUCGUAAAGACAAUGAAAGGAUUCAAUGGGAAAACUAUGCAAUCAUAAAGGCCUUAAAGAGUGUCCUUUGCCCAACUUGCGGUGGUCCACCAUUUGGAGAAGAAGCUCGGCAGCUAAGUCUGCAGAGACUUCAGCUGGAAAAUGCCUAUUUGAAAGAAGAGGGAAACCACCAUCAAAUUGAAUCUCUGGCGUCUGUAGUUGGAUCGACGCUGGAUUUAUCAUGUUCCACCAACCAAGGGAUUAUCGGAAGUCCGCCCCUUAAUCUCAAUCUUACCAGCCCUGCAUUAGCUUACCAAAUACAAGAAAUCCCUGAAAGGGAAAAGACACUCAUGGCGAACAUUGCUGCCAGUGCUAUGGAAGAACUGGUCUCACUUUUUCAGAUUGGCGAGCCUUUGUGGGUCAAAUCCACAGCUGAUGGGCGAUAUUUUCUCAACCGUGACGACUAUGAUAAGUUAUUUCCUAAAGCCAAUCAAUUCAAAACCUCUGGUGCGUGUGUUGAGUCUUCGAAAGAUUCAGGAGUAGUGGCCAUUAAUGCAGCAACCUUGGUUGACAUGUUCUUAGACUCUAAUAAAUGGGAAGAACUCUUUCCCACAAUCGUUACGAAAGCAAAGACAAUUGAAGUACUUGAAAGUGGAAUGAUGAAAAACCGGAGUGGUUGCCUACUGCUGAUGUAUGAACAAAUGCACAUUCUCUCACCUUUGGUGGCACCACGGGAUUUCUACUUUCUUCGUUAUUGUCAGCAGAUUGAGCUAGGCACAUGGGUCAUUGUUGAUGUUUCCCACAACUUCCCCAAAGGAAGUUCUUCAAAUCAAUCACAAUCUUGGAGGCUUCCUUCGGGGUGUAUGAUCAAAGAUAUUUCAUGCGGCUGCUCCAGGGUAACUUGGAUUGAGCAUGUGGAGGUUGAUAAACAAGCCCAUCGGCUCUACAGAGAUCUUAUAUGUAGAAAUGUUGCAUAUGGAGCUGAGAGAUGGAUCGUUACUCUUAAGAGGAUGUGUGAGAGAUUGGAUUGCUUGAUGGUCGAAGUUGAAACUACCUGUGAGUUUGGAGGAGGCAAGUCUUCCUUAAUUCCCUUUUUGGUUAUUUCGUCAGAAGGCAAGAGGAGUGUAAUGAAGCUCUCUCAGAGAAUGGUGAAGAACUUCUGUGGAAUGCUGAGCAUGGCAGGUAAAAUUGACUUCCCUCAGUCGUCCGAAGUGAACAAUAGUGGGGUUCGAGUCUCUGUUCGUAAGAGCACAGAAACAGGACAGCCCCAUGGCAUGAUUGUCAGCAUUGCUACUUCUCUUUGGCUUCCUCUACCGUCCCAAACCGUCUUUAGCUUCUUCAGAGAUGAGAGAAAUAGAGUUCAGUGGGAUGUUCUGUCAAAUGGAAAUCCAGUGCAUGAGAUUGCAAACAUUCCAACCGGAACGCAUCCCGGAAACUGUAUAUCUGUCAUUCGGCCUUUCACCCCUACCGAGAAUAACAUGCUGAUGCUUCAAGAGAGCUACACGGACCCUUUGGGAUCCUUAGUCGUAUAUGCUCCAGUCGACAUGCCAGCUCUUAACGUAGCAGUAAGUGGCAAGGACUCUUCCAACAUACCUAUCCUCCCAUCGGGGUUUGUGAUAUCGGGCGAUGGUCGUGCUGAAAUAACUGGGGAUUCAGGACAUUCCAAGGAAGGUGGUUCACUUCUUACAGUGGCCUUCCAGAUAUUGGUUUCCAGUCCCUCAACUUCAAAGCAGAUGAACAUGGAGUCGGUGGCAACUGUCAACGCUCUCAUCAGUUCCACCGUUCAAAAAAUCAAAGUUGCUCUCAACUGCUCGAGCUUGGAUUAACCUAUUUGCGGUGGAAUUGUAAUUCUUAUGCUAAGAAUAAAACUAGUUUCGUUGGAGAAGGUUGUGAAUUCAAUCUUUGUGACUGUUUUAAGACCCCGUUUGAAUUUCUUGUUGAAUAAUUGGCUAUGUAUAAGCUCCUAUUUUAGUUAUUUUUUUUGCUUAAGGCUGCUAUUUUAGUUAUU
Messenger RNA from Malus domestica (apple), 2180 nucleotides. The record is from RefSeq and is a predicted model, not a curated record. Lineage: Eukaryota; Viridiplantae; Streptophyta; Magnoliopsida; Rosales; Rosaceae.